AUGUUCACUAGAGCUAUUCGAUCCACUUCCAAAUCCACCCUUUCCCUUCGUACUCGAUCCCUAGGGGUUAGAGCAUUCUCAUCAUCAGAUCUCAUACCUGAAGAACCCAGUGGACCGUCUGUCAAGACCGACAAAGUCCCCGGACCAAAAGGUAUUGCCGCUAGUAAAGAGAUUGAUACUUUUCAAGAUCCAAGAACUCAUGUGAUCGUACCAAACUAUGAGAAAUCAAGUGGAAAUUACCUUGUGGACGCAGAUGGGAAUGUACUGUUAGAUGUAUUCGCUCAGAUCUCAUCUAUCGCUUUGGGUUAUAACGUUCCCGCGUUGUUGGAACUGGCGAAAACCGAUGAGUUCGCCAAAGCAGCUAUGAACCGACCUGCACUGGGAUCUUUCCCACCUGUUCAAUGGGCAGAAUGGCUCAAAACUGGUUUAUUGACCGUCCAACCUAAAGGCUUAGAUCAAUUGAUAACCACCCUUUGUGGUUCUAGCGCGAAUGAAACCGCUUUCAAAUGCUCUUUCAUGGCUUAUAGGCAGAGGGAAAGAGGGGGACCGGAUGUACCAUUCACAAAAGAGGAGAUGGACUCAUGUAUGUUGAACCAUUCACCUGGUGCACCCCAGCUAUCCGUACUUUCCUUCAAAUCCGGUUUCCACGGUAGACUGUUUGGUAGUUUGAGUGCUACGAGGAGUAAAGCUAUACACAAGGUCGACAUACCUGCAUUUGAUUGGCCUGCUGCCCCAUUCCCAGAACUGAAAUACCCACUCAAUGAGCAUGUCAAGGAGAACGAAGCCGAGGAGAAGAGAUGUUUGGAGGAAUACGAGAAGAUUUUGAUUGAAAGCAAAUCGACUCGACCCGUCGCAGCGGUCAUCAUCGAACCUAUCCUAUCAGAAGGUGGAGAUCGACAUGCCUCCAACAACUACUUCCGACAACUUCGACUCAUCGCCAAGAAACAUGGUGCAUUCUUCAUCGUUGACGAGGUCCAAACCGGUGUGGGAGCUACAGGUACUUUCUGGGCCCACGAGAAAUGGGGUUUGAAGGAAGGGGAGGAACCUGAUUUCGUGACGUUCAGUAAAAAGAUGCAAGCUGCUGGAGUGUUCCAUAAGAAGGAGACUAGACCUAAUGCUCCGUAUAGAAACUACAAUACUUGGAUGGGUGAUCCUGUCAGAGCAUUACAGGCUAGAGAGAUGAUCCGACUUAUCAAAUCCCACGAUCUAGUCGCUCACACCGCCACUGCAGGUCUGAAUUUGGCAACAUCCUUCAAAUCGCUGUUUGGCUUGAGUGUAGCUCAAGGUAAAGUCAUGAAUUUCAGAGGUGAAGGUGAAGGAACGUAUCUUGCAUGGGAUAUGGCCUCUCCAGCUCAGAGAGAUACAUUCUUAGGCAAGAUGAGGAACAACGGUGUCCAGAUUGGUGGAUGUGGUGAUCAGACGGUUAGAUUGAGACCUACUUUGACUUUUGGUGAGAAACAUGCUGAGGUAUUGGUUGGUACCGUUGAGAAGGUACUUAAGGAGCUAUAG
Messenger RNA from Kwoniella botswanensis, 1509 nucleotides. Its product is annotated as 4-aminobutyrate aminotransferase. The coding region runs from base 1 to 1509 and encodes 502 amino acids. Gene Ontology annotation, cellular component: mitochondrion. Gene Ontology annotation, biological process: GABA catabolic process. Lineage: Eukaryota; Fungi; Basidiomycota; Tremellomycetes; Tremellales; Cryptococcaceae. The record is from RefSeq and is a predicted model, not a curated record. The transcript has 9 exons. Gene Ontology annotation, molecular function: pyridoxal phosphate binding.